AUAAAACAUUACAUUUUCAGCCCGUCACAAGUUAGCAACGGCCGACUCCUAACGUAAUAGCUCGCGCGCUCCGGAGCCGAACCGUUGGUUAGCAGAUGAUGUGAAGACGGGGAGAUUCGUACACAGGGCGAGUGAACUUGAAGAGGUUUUUUUUUUCCUUUACGAUGAGAGCAGCAUCAAAGCAACCGGGCGAUCUCGUUGCUGAUGUUAAAGAUGUCCGGUGCGCAGCCCCUCUGUCCCUCCGCCUCUUCGUGUAACGUUAAACCGGAGCGCUCCGUCCUCAGCGGCCAGCAGAUGCAGACAGACACAUCAAUGCGAGGAACUGUGCACGGAAGCUAGCGGGGAGUACCGGGAGCGCGCCUGUCCGGGGUUAACGGGUGCAUUCGGUGUGAAACGCGGCCCCGUGUGUGUGUGUGUGUGUGUGUGCGGUUUUUUUUUUUUUUUCGUACCUGACCUACUAAUGGUGAUCGUCUCUACUCACUAAGACACGUGUCCGUGACCGGCUGCCCGCCCUGCGCACAGCCCCGCCGGGAUUAGUCCCGUUUUUAAAAGGCUGUCCGGUAAAGGCCGCCUGAGGUCGCUCCCAAUAUUAAUUGUCAUAAAGCUGUCCGCUCGUCAAGGUAACAGAAACUGCUAUCACCGUACUUCCACAGUGGACUUUUAAAAUAAAAGCCAAGAGAGGGUAAGGCCAGAAAGAAAGAGAGACCUUCAACCCACCGACAGAUUGAAUGAAGCAGCACCUGGAGUUUCUGAGGACCCUCUCCAUGUUCUGAUCUGCUCGGUGUUUCUUCCUAAGAAAGUUGGUGUCACAGAGCCGCUUCCUGCCAUGCCGUCCAACAGUCCUGCCGCCGCCGAGCCGCCUCAGACGCCAGAGAAUGACGCUUCCAACGACUUGAGUGAAGACGGAGCAGAUCAGGACAGUCCGGAGGAGGGAACGCCAGCGAGUCCGCACAAUAAGCGCAGAGUCGGCCGGCCCAGCAGGAAACGCAAGCAGCUGCUUCCUGAGAUGGCGACCUCUGACCCCUGUGCAAAUGCCCCCCCCACUCCGCCAGAGGAGCCGGAGCCAAACCCUUCCUCACAGAAGAAACGAAGGCGCCGAAAACUAGAGCAAUCUGAAAGGAAUAAAGACGAACCAGAUGAGAGAAACUGCGACUCCCCGAGAGAGGGAGAGACAGGGAGGCUCCGGAGGAGGCCGGUACCCAGAGUGACUUUCCAGGCUGGGGAUCCGUACUACAUCAGCAGGAGGCAGAAGGAAGAAUGGCUCAGCCGCUGGAAGAUGGAGGCGGAGCAGCGGGCGUACAGAGAGGCGGAGAUCAACAUGAUGGACGACCUAUUAGAGACCGGCUUUCAAAAAGAGGAGGAGCCAGCCAGCCCGACCCCGCCCCCUUCACAACAACACACAGAUCCGGCCUCUCCAACAGUUGCCGUGACUCCGGAUCCCGUUGCUAGGGGAGACCAGGCUAUCCCCAGCGAGAUUGAAUACCAGGACGGGCGAGGUUUUGACAUUGGAGCGUUGGUGUUUGGGAAGCUGCGAGGUUUCUCCUGGUGGCCCGGCCGGAUCGUGUCCUGGUGGAUGAGCGGCCGGAGUCGAGCUGCAGACGGGACUCGCUGGGUCAUGUGGUUCGGUGAUGGAAAAUUCUCCGUUGUUUGUGUGGAGAAGCUGAUGCCUCUGAGCUCCUUCUCAUCGGCUUUCCACCAGCCAACGUACAACAAGCAGUCCAUGUACCGGAAGGCCAUUUUUGAGGCCCUGCAGGUUGCAAGUGUGCGAGCGGGGAGACCAGUUCCCUCCUGUGAUGCGAGCGACGAGGCAGAAGGCGUGGAACUUCAGACCAGACAGAUGAUUGAGUGGGCCAUGACCGGCUUCCUGCCCAACGGGCCACAGUCGCUGGAUCCCCCAGAAGAGGAGCAAAAUCAGUUUAAGGAAGGAUACCUAGAGAUGAUGCCAGAGCCGGAGGCAGCGUAUACACCACCACCUGCAAAGAAACCGCGCAAAAACUCAGCAGAGAAAGCAAAAAUCAGAGAGGUGAUUGACGAAGGGACCAGAGAGAGACUCAUACAUGAAAUCAAAAAGAAAACCAGGAACAUAGAAGAUAUCUGCAUCUCCUGCGGAAGCCUCAAUUUCUCUCUGGAGCAUCCUCUCUUCCUGGGAGCAAUGUGCCAGGGCUGCAAAAACUCGUUCCUCGAAUGCGCCUACCAGUACGACGACGACGGCUACCAGUCCUACUGCACCAUCUGCUGUGGAGGGAGGGAAGUGCUCAUGUGUGGAAACAACAACUGCUGCAGGUGUUUCUGUGUGGAAUGUGUAGAUCUUCUGGUUGGCGCCGGCUCAGCGGCAGCAGCAAUCAAAGAGGACCCCUGGAACUGCUACAUGUGCGGACCCAAGAGUACCUACGGGUUGCUACGGCGCCGGGACGACUGGCCCAUCAGGCUACAGCACUUCUUCGCCAACAAUCAUGAGCAGGAGUUUGAACCUGCCAAAUUGUACCCUCCAGUUGCAGCAGAGAAGAGGAAACCAAUCAGAGUCCUCUCCCUGUUUGACGGCAUUGCCACAGGCCUGCUGGUGCUGAAAGAUUUAGGCAUCCAGGUGGACAAGUACGUCGCAUCGGAAGUGUGUGAAGACUCCAUCACUGUCGGCAUGGUUCGGCACCAGGGGCGCAUCAUGUACGUUGGGGAUGUUCGCAAUGUGACCCACAAGCAUAUUGAAGAGUGGGGACCGUUUGACCUCGUAAUCGGAGGAAGUCCUUGUAACGACCUCUCCAUAGUCAAUCCUGCGAGGAAAGGCCUUUUUGAGGGCACCGGGCGGCUGUUUUUCGAGUUUUACCGUCUGCUCCACGAGGCGCGGCCCAAACCAGGCGACGAGCGGCCGUUCUUCUGGCUCUUCGAGAACGUGGUCGCCAUGGGAGUCAGCGACAAACGCGACAUCUCACGCUUUUUAGAGUGCAACCCGGUGAUGAUUGAUGCCAAGGAAGUCUCUGCUGCCCACCGCGCUCGCUAUUUCUGGGGAAACCUGCCCGGCAUGUCCAGCCGACCUCUGACGCCGAUGGCAAACGACAAACUGGACCUUCAAGAGUGCCUGGAGCACGGCCGCACAGCUAAGUUUGAGAAGUUGCGUACGAUAACGACACGCUCCAACUCAGUGAAGCAGGGGAAAGACGAGCAUUUCCCCGUCUUCAUGGACAACAAGGAGGACAUCCUGUGGUGCACAGAAAUGGAAAGCGAUGAGGAUGGAGAGAAAGCAGAGAAGAAGAAAGAGAAAGAAUCAGGACAGACAGGGGAAGGCAACAGGGUGUUCGGUUUUCCCGUCCACUACACCGACGUGUCCAACAUGAGUCGUCUGGCGAGGCAAAGGCUGCUGGGUCGUUCCUGGAGCGUCCCCGUCAUCCGGCACCUCUUCGCCCCGCUCAAGGAGUACUUCGCCUGCAAUUAAUUACAAACCGACUCUCUCUCUCUGACACACACAAAGAGACACACAUGCUGGUAACUACAAACAGAAUACAGUUAGUACAUGAAGGUUGGCUGAUGCAGAAUGACAGACUGGACAAACACACAUAAACACUCACAAGUAACGUCAAAGGACUGCUCCCCCAGAUCCUGUGUAGACCACUGGCUGACCUUAGUUCCCUGGUGCUACCCUGCUGAUUUAUACACACCAACACACAGCUGCAGGGUUUCUGUACUGUAACUCAUAUACAUAUACUUCCUGUCCAAUCUUGAAACUGAUGUCUUCUGGCUUUACUGCGCCGCAAUAGCUGGGGUUAACCUCCAGGGGGCGCAAAAGUAACAAAGAUGCCCCGGCUUUCUGUUUUUAAUCUCUCUUAAUGCAUAAACACACCAAUGACUCCUUCUGCCGUAAUAUUCAACUGUAUUAACGCUUAGUAACAGUGGAAUGAACACAAAUAUAUUUAAAAAAAACACACAUAACAGUUAAUCCUCGUGGUGCUAGUCUGGUGGUGACGGAGUCCAAACGGUGCCACUUAAACUCAACACUUCUACAGUUUUUGGUGCUCUUGGAGGCUCAACAGUCUCUGUUUUUUAGUUGUUGUUGUUGUUGUUGUUUUAGUCGCUGAAUUGUUUUUAUUUCCCUGAGUUAAACUAAACAUGUUCGUUUAGCAAAAAAAAAAAAAAGGUGUGAAAAAAAGGUGUGAACUGUAAACAUCGGGACCAUAUGUAGUGACUUUGUGUAUGAAAAAAGUGGGAAUAAAAUUUCUUUGAGGCAGAGCUUCUCUGAUUCUACUAAAAAUCUCCUUGGGCUAAUUUAUACCAGAAAAUUUUGUUUUAAAACACAUAAACAUUUUCCUAAAAUUCAAACCAUUAGGUGGAAGAUAAACUGUUUGUUGAUACAUGCACUCAGAAAACUAAACUUGAUCUUUUUCAUGUUUUUGUAUUGCUCAUAAAAUAAGUAGAUACUGUGGGACAAACUGCUCUGAUUACUUGAUUAAUUGCCUAUGAUGCAGUCAGGGCCAGGGUGAAGAAUAAAUUAAAUAAAAUAUUGAGAAUAAAGUCAUAAACUCACGAGAAUAAAGUUGUAAUAAGCGAACUGACAAAAAUGUAAUCUUGUAAGCAUCUCGCAAAAUUACACUUUGGUAUUUGUUUUGCAAGUGAGAUACUUAUACAACGUUACUCUGGUAAUUUUAUGACUUUAUUCUGGUAAUCUUAUCAUUUUAUUCUCGUAAUAUUCUGACUUUAUUCUUAUUUUUCUACGACUUUAUUCUGGUAAUUUUAUUUUAUUUUUGUCUUAGCCUGGCCCUGUACCAGCGUCAUUAAAUGAGGUUUAAAGUCGUCAAUUUCUACUUUCAGAACAGCUCUGCCUCCAAGAGAUUUUAAACUGAAACAGUAAAGGACUUUGUAGGAUUCAGUAUUGUUACUGCAGCAGCGUUUAGAUUACCCUCCUGUUAUGGUGCAGCUUCUCUCGUGCCUCAACUCCAGUCGUUGCUCAUUUUUCUUUCUGUCUGGUGAAAAAGUCAUCGAGUUAUCCAGGAGUUGUGCUCACAGAGAUCCACUUUGUGCUUUAGUUAUGACACAGCAGCAUCCACGGAAAUCAGAGCCUGACUUUUACUCUAUACACUAUGCUGGUUUUCUACUUCCUGUGACUGAAACAGAUAACCCUGUGUAAGUAAAACACCUCUGUUGGGUGUUUAUUCUUCCUUAUAUUCGAAACACAAUGGAAUAAUCUCAGUUUCUUUCCGUUUUAACUCUAAGAUUAA
Messenger RNA from Poecilia reticulata (guppy), 5204 nucleotides. It is a transcript of the gene dnmt3aa, whose product is annotated as DNA (cytosine-5-)-methyltransferase 3 alpha a. Gene Ontology annotation, biological process: negative regulation of DNA-templated transcription. Gene Ontology annotation, molecular function: methyltransferase activity. The record is from RefSeq and is a predicted model, not a curated record. Lineage: Eukaryota; Metazoa; Chordata; Actinopteri; Cyprinodontiformes; Poeciliidae. Gene Ontology annotation, cellular component: nucleus; cytoplasm.